AGUCAUAUGGAGCGGUGGGAGGAAGCGAAGUGCGCGGAGGCUGGAGAAUUUUGUUUUGGUUUGUUUACGAGCAAGCAUCCAGCCAGCAUCAGUCGGCGGCCGGCUCUGAAAAAAGUUUUGAAUUCUUACUAUCAAACACGUUUCAGGUUUUAGCAUCUCUGGACAAUGGCCCUAUCAAAAGAAAUCCCUUGGCAAAGUAUUCUGGACCUUUUUACAGAGGAAAUAAAACAUGAGCGCCAUGCUGAAAGAUGGUCAAAAUUUCAGUCCUUGGAUAAAGAGGACGAAAUCAUAAAUAUGAUUUAUAGUUUCGAUAUAUUCAGGAAGCGAAUUAACGCUUGGCACACAAAAUUUGCCACCAUCUUGCCUCAGGGGCCGGCUAAAUUAACUGACGAGGACGAGAGCAGCUAUGCGAACAAAAUCAACGAGGAGCUGAACAAAGAGAGGGAGUCGCUCAGGAGUAGCAUUAUAUUAAAAUACGGAGAAAGUGACUCUUUUCCCGCUGCUUCGAGUGGACUUGAAGUCCAGGUGUCAGAAGAGAAAGGCCGCCACGUCAUUGCCCUAAAGGACUUUCAGAAAGGUGACGUGCUGUUCAAGGAGGAAGCCUUUACAGCCGUACCCUGCGGAGGAAUCCAAAUUCAUUGUGAUCACUGCUGCACGCCCUUGUAUAGCUUUGGAAACGAGUCCGAAGUGAACUUUGUCCCAUGCGACGUCUGCAACGCCACGCGCUACUGCACGUUCAAGUGCCUGGAGGAGGCCAAGUCGUACCACCAAUUUGAGUGCGGCUCCAACCUUCCUGAACAUGUCGGAAUCGCCUGGCUCGGCCUGCGUGUCGCUCUUGUUGGUGAGACUUGCCAGCAGUCGGGCGAAGCCGACAAAAUCACGCAAUAUGAGCGGGUCUGCAGCCUGCUCACUCACAUCUCAGACAUGACUCCUGAGGACAAAUUGCAGUAUUCUUUGACUUCCUUGUUGCUCUCUGUGGAUAUUGCAAGGCGGAAAAAGAUGUCCUCAGUGGAGAAAAACGAAUACAUUGUCAAGUUCGGCUCAAAAGUAAUGAAGCACAUCACGCAACUAGUCUGCAACGGCAAUGCCAUCACUUCGCACCUUUUCGGCCAGGACCGGAUCACUGUGGCCGGGCCAAUUUUGCAGGAAGAAAAGCAAGUGCGGGUUGCCACAGCCAUUUUCCCUUCCGCGUCCAUGAUGAAUCACUCUUGUGAUCCAAACAUUCUCACCAGCUACUUUGGCAACACAGUGAUCUCUAAAGCAGUGAGAGACAUCAAAGCGGGCGAGGAAGUCUUAAACUGCUACGGCCUUUACUUCAGAGCCAUGCGAACUGAUAAGCGGCAGCGACACUUAAAAGAUCAGUACAUGUUCGACUGCAAGUGCCAAGCCUGCCUGAAAACCAUCGAUGUCUUGGAUACUGAUGGAAUCCACAGCCUCAUGUGCGUCAAGUGCAAAGGCCCUGCGAUUGCCCAGCACGGCGAAUCCGUCUGCCUCAAGUGUGAUUACAUAUUCAACAAUGAAGAAAUGGACCAACUCAUGGAAAUGGUGAACAAGGAAAAGGUUCUCCUUAAAGAAUCUCAAGAGCACCACAGAAACAGGGCAUUCGACAAGCUGAUCAAGAGCAAAAUCGAAUAUGUGAACCACCUUAAGUCUUUCCUGCAUCCGCACAAUUGCCAAAUUGCACAAGCAAUCGAUCAGUUGGCCAUGCUUUACGUCAGGAAAGGACACUACAUUGACGCUUGGAACUUAAUGGAAGAGUGCCUGACCCUGGCUAAAGCUCAGUACGGCAGCGACGGGAUCGAAUUGGCAGGGGUCAUUUCGACCAUGAUGUCAAUCGCGCAGGCAAUCACCUCUUUGGAAGUCACGCAGCAAGGCCUCAAGUUGAUUGAGAGGGCGAUCAUCCAUAGCGAGGUUUCCUUGAAAAUCAUGGCCGACUGUCUGGGUGAGUGGAACGACAGGUACAGGAACUUGCUUGAGGUCAACAGGGACAUGAAGCUCCUCCGCGAUCAAGUCGUCGCUUCCAUUGAGAAUGGCGCUCGGCAAGAAAACGGGAAAGUGCUCAAGGCGAUUGAAAAUCUAGAGAUUUAAUCUCCUCUGUAUUUUACUUUAUCAGAGUAUGACUUAAGUCUCUUGCUUGAUGAAUGAAACAAAUAAAAUCAUUUUCUUCUGCAACGCAAAA
Messenger RNA from Cloeon dipterum, 2179 nucleotides. Its product is annotated as SET and MYND domain-containing protein 4-like. Gene Ontology annotation, molecular function: histone deacetylase binding. Gene Ontology annotation, cellular component: cytoplasm; nucleus. The record is from RefSeq and is a predicted model, not a curated record. Lineage: Eukaryota; Metazoa; Arthropoda; Insecta; Ephemeroptera; Baetidae. The coding region runs from base 166 to 2088 and encodes 640 amino acids. The transcript is spliced from 10 exons.